This is a messenger RNA of Polyodon spathula (Mississippi paddlefish), 693 nucleotides long. It is a transcript of the gene ferd3l, whose product is annotated as pancreas transcription factor 1 subunit alpha. The transcript is spliced from 3 exons. Gene Ontology annotation, molecular function: protein dimerization activity; RNA polymerase II transcription regulatory region sequence-specific DNA binding; DNA-binding transcription factor activity, RNA polymerase II-specific. The coding region runs from base 1 to 693 and encodes 230 amino acids. Gene Ontology annotation, biological process: developmental process; regulation of transcription by RNA polymerase II. The record is from RefSeq and is a predicted model, not a curated record. Lineage: Eukaryota; Metazoa; Chordata; Actinopteri; Acipenseriformes; Polyodontidae.
AUGGCCAUUUUGACAGACAGGCAGACAGACCGGCAGACAGACCUGGAUGGUUCUGUGCGGCAUCUGACAGAUGCUUCAGAAGUAAAGUUGGAAGAACUUCCUUUCAAGGUACCAGCCAAGGGGCGGACAGCCAGCUCCCUUUACACACCAGAGACACAAGGUCCUACCCUACCUAAGUUAAGUACCAGUGGCUGGGUCGGAAGACCAAAGCAGACAGUGGAAAUCCAAGGACAGUUUUUGGAUUCUACAGUUGUGGACUUCGUUACAGACGGGAGCUUUUUAGACUUGCCUUUGAAUUUCUCUGCAGAAUCGAAAAAAUCUGAAGUAACGUUUUUACACAACAUGGAUAUACGUGAACGCUUUUAUGGUUUUGCCUCCAUUCAUGGUUUUGCAAACGCAGAAAGCAAAGUGUCCCUUGGCUCAUUGGGUAUGGAUAAUUUACCUGACUGCAGUAUGAGUUCAUUAACGGGACGAUCUAAAAGGAAACGCGUGAUCACCUCAAACCAACGCCGUGCGGCCAACAUCAGAGAGAGAAAAAGAAUGUUCAGUUUAAACGAAGCCUUCGAUGAUCUGCGGAAGAAGGUUCCCACCUUUGCUUACGAGAAAAGGUUGUCAAGAAUCGAAACUCUGCGCCUCGCUAUCUUGUAUAUCUCCUUUAUGUCUGAACUCUUAAACAAAAGCGAAAAACAAUAA